GGUGAAACCGUUAUUAAACUUGGAACUGAACAUCUUAGAUAUAUUAUUCCUUGCGUGGACAAUUUUCACAUUAUUGGAUGCUUCGCUUUAACUGAGCAAUGGAAGCUACUGCUACAUAUAAUGAUGAGGACAGAGUUUAUCAUUAAUACACCGACAUUGUUAGUUCCAAAUAUUGGAUCACAAACUAACUUACAAGUCAAGGCUUUUAUCUCCCUCGAAGAAUUUAACCGACGUCAAAAUUCAACCUUUCGAAAUAGGGGUGUACACAACAUUGGAAUUUGGAUUGAUGACAUCCCUCUCACUGGAAUAAUUAUGAUAGCUUCGGGUGUACGUAAACGGGUUAUCUAUUCUCGGAAUGAAACUUUACUUUUAGAAACAGAUUAG
Messenger RNA from Funneliformis caledonium, 384 nucleotides. NCBI's taxonomy places the organism in Eukaryota, Fungi, Glomeromycota, Glomeromycetes, Glomerales, Glomeraceae. The record is from the annotation of a GenBank genome assembly.